Clarias gariepinus (North African catfish) is the source of this 764-nucleotide messenger RNA. RefSeq names its product chromosome 1 C4orf48 homolog (gene nicol1). Lineage: Eukaryota; Metazoa; Chordata; Actinopteri; Siluriformes; Clariidae. The record is from RefSeq and is a predicted model, not a curated record. The transcript has 4 exons. Bases 164 to 442 code for a protein of 92 amino acids.
GGGCUCCAUGUUGAUGUGAACAAGCGGAGCAUCUUCACACACACACACACACACACACAGGCGUCUGAACCCGAAGCGCAGCGUUUAUUCCGCGGGGUUGGUCCGAAUAUUCGUGUUCCCAGGCUGACGUUCACACUGUGCUGAUUUUCAGACAGAGGAAGACAUGAGGAUGAAGAUGAGGAUGAGGAUGAGCUGUGUCUGGGCUGCAGUGGUGCUGAUGCUGCUCCAGCUCCAGCUGGUUCCUGCAGACCCUGACUCCGGCACUGUUAUUCCUGCUGAGAGUCGGCCAUGUGUGGACUGCCAUGCGUUUGAAUUCAUGCAGCGAGCAUUGCAGGAUCUAAAGAAGACGGCCUUCAACCUCGACUCACGGACUGAGAAUCUGGUGCUGAGAGCCGAGAGGAGAGCGCUGUGUGACUGCAUACCCCUCAGCACCUUAAACUGAAAACGCAGCCUCUGGAGAGCUUUGAGCCCAUGCCGCCAUCACGUCAUCUUAUUGUGUACUUUUUCGUUUUUAUUAAAACAUCAACACUAGCCAAAUGCAAUGUUUUCUUUUCCUUUGUGGACAUGUUUUGCAACCAUUUUACAGAACACGAGACCAGCAUGUUAACGUUACAGAGCUGUACGAGCCAAUAUUAUCCCACUCUGAAUAUUAGCGCUUUAUCCUACGUUUACAUGUUGUGGUAAUAAUAAUAUGUGAAGCUUAAUUUCUUCAUUUUUAUAUCAUAUUCACACUUGAAUGUGUAGUAUAUUAUUUGCACAAUAUU